AUGUUCGACUAUCUCCAGCUCGGCACCGGGCUCGUCGACGCCAUCCUCGCCCACCGCCUCGCAGCCGCCGCAGCCGACCUCCUCCAGCUCGACCCCGCCCCAGUCUACGCCCCCUGCUGGGCCUCCCCCACACACGACUAUGCACGCACGCCCCGGCCCGCCCUCGUCCCCGCCAAGGGCGCCUUCGUCGCCGCCAUCCUCGCCGCCAAUGUCCAUCCCUACCUCGCCUUCCGCCUCCUCCACCGCUUCUUCCUGCGCCUCCAGGACUCGCUCGUCGAGAUGCCGGGGUCCAAGCACGACCUCUUCCGCGCCCGCUUCCUGCCGCUCAAGGACAAGCGCCUCCUCAUGCGCUUCCUCGCCUCCGACCGUGUCCCCCGCCCCGGCCAGUCCCUCGCCGCCUUCCUCGCCGACCACGCCAUCUCCUCGCCCGCCCUCCACGCCCUCCUCGCCGGCCUCUCCCUCGCCCCCUCCGUCGCCCCGCAAGCCGCCCCCGCCCUCCACAGACUCCGCACCCUCCUGGCCGCCCUCGGCCUCCACGCCCCCGCCGGCCUCUCCGCCCUCCCUGCCGCCCUGCUCGUCGCCGAGCACGCCGGGGCCAGCGACUGGGCCGAGGCCUUCGUCCGCGCCGCCGCUCUCACCGGCCGGGCCACCCAGGUCCUCGGCCGCCCCGUGCUCGCGCUCGCCCCCACAUCCGACGGAUGGGCCGUCCGGCUCGGCCCCCAUCCCGCCCAUCCCCACGACCCCCACGAGCUCGUCUUCGCCGCCCGCCACCUGCUCCUUGCACAGCCCCUCCUGCCCCUCCUGCUGCCCGACUACGUCCCCACUCUGGCCUACACCCUGCUCCGCGCAACCGUCAUCCUCGACACCCCAAACCCCGUCCCCGCACCCCUCGCCCACGACACCCUCUUCGUCCUCCCCCACGACCCUCUCCCGCCCACACACGCCCUCGUCCGCGGCCCAGACACCAACGCCUGUCCCCCCGGUCACCGCGUCCUCUAUCUCUGCACCCUCCAGGAAGGGCACUCUGAAGACCCGGAGACCCGGCUCAGGCCCGUCCUCGACGCCCUGCUCGCCCUCGUCUGCGGGCCCGGAGAAGGAGCAGGAGAAGGGAAACGAGAAGGAGAAGGAGAAAGAGAAGGAGAAGGACAACGAGAAGGAGAAGCAGCAGGAGAAGGAGAAGGAAAAACAGCAGGAGAAGGAGCCGGAGAAGGAGAAGGAGAAAGAGAAGGACAAAGAGCAGCACCAAUCACCAUCCACGAAGCCGUCUUCUUCGCCCAACAAGUCCACCACCCCCCCAGCCCCGGCCUCCUCCCGCCCAACGCCACCGUCGUCCCCGACUGGCCCGCCGACCCCGAGCACGCCGGGUUCGCCGCCGUCGUCGAGUGGGCCGCACGCACCGCCGCCGACGUCGCCGAGAGCCUCAUUGCGGCCCGUCCCCCUUCCACGCCGGCGCCUCCGGAGUGA
Puccinia triticina is the source of this 1464-nucleotide messenger RNA. RefSeq lists its product as uncharacterized. Gene Ontology annotation, cellular component: cytoplasm; Rab-protein geranylgeranyltransferase complex; nucleus. The record is from RefSeq and is a predicted model, not a curated record. Gene Ontology annotation, molecular function: GDP-dissociation inhibitor activity. Bases 1 to 1464 code for a protein of 487 amino acids. The transcript has 2 exons. Gene Ontology annotation, biological process: vesicle-mediated transport; protein geranylgeranylation; small GTPase-mediated signal transduction. NCBI's taxonomy places the organism in Eukaryota, Fungi, Basidiomycota, Pucciniomycetes, Pucciniales, Pucciniaceae.